AUGCUGUGGGUUUUUUUCCAUAUGGCCAAGGCAAGUCCACAACUCUUAUGGUCCCGGGGUCUUGCUCGGAGCUGCGACGUAUUUCCAGAUGGUUUCCAGAUCAACAAACAAGGCCACGAAGUUGGCAUUUUCGAUUGGGACUCGGUGAUGUCCAUUGAGGGCCCGAAAAUUCUUUACGUGCCCUCCAUGGACAUGGUGCAGUUCCUGCCACGUUUCCAACAGGCUCCGUCCUCUGCUCGCAUCACGUUGGUGACAGGCCAAGAGGAUGUGGGUGUACCGUGUGAACUCUUCCGCAACACAUCCUUUGCGAGACCAGAGUUCUAUUCCAUUCACCCUUCUGCUCCAACUGUCGAGGCCCGGCGGUGGUCCUUGCUGCCCGAAAACCUGACCAAACUGCUGGCAGACUCACGCUUGCUGCAUUGGUUCACACAGAACUAUGACGCAACAGACUGUCUUGAAGGCGAUGCGUUGAAAAGGAUCUCUGCAAUGCCUCUGGGAUUGGAUUUCCACACGAAAUCUGAGAAGGCCUUGGAUCCGGUGCCGGUGGAGCUGCAAGAGCGCCAGUUGAAGGCAGCUCGACAGGCAGUUGUGCCCUUCCGUGCCCGGUACAUGGAGCUGCUGUUUCCGGUUGAUUGUCACAGCAGCUACUGGUGGCUGCCACCUCGUGGGAGCUACUGGUGGCAACCAUCUCGUCGGCAACCAUGUGGCCAUCGUCGCUGUGCCUGCCAAGUCUUGGGCACUUCCUGGCAACCCGUGCCAUGGCCGCGUUUCUUGCAAUUGCUUGGCAUCGUGGCAUUCGUGGCCACACCCUGGGGACAUGGUCUUGAUACUCAUCGCUUUUGGGAGGUGUUGAUGAUGGGCAGUGUGCCCGUGGUUUUGUCAUCGCCAUUGGAUCGUCUCUAUGAACAGUUUCCAGUGAUCAUUCUGCAGAAUUGGCAGGAGGCGCAGCCCAACGCCACCUGGCAUUGGCGUCGGCAGAUCCUGCGGCGCUGGGGAAGGGAACCGGUUUCAGAAGAGGUGCGACUUCGAUUGACCACCGAAUUCUGGGCAAAGCUGAUUCGUCAGAAGCACCUCGAAGAGCUGACACGGUGUUGGAGUUCCGAGAAUUUCAAAAUGUCGUCUGACCCGGUCUCACGGUCUCAAGGUCUCACGGUCCGUCUCCAAGGGAUUUUGGCGAAUUUGGUGCCGAAGCUUGCUCUGGAGCUGUGCGGGCAGAAAGAGGUCUUCUCCCAAAGUGCGAAGGCAUGGCUUCCAGGGCGGGUCUCUCUGCUGGCUGCUCCUGGGAAGAUCACCGUGUGCUAUUCCCUCGAGGGCAAGAAGUGUCGCAAGCAUCUCAGCCCGUUUACACAGAUGAUCCGAGUGGAGGACAGGAUCGAGGAAUCUGAGGAAGAGGCAGAUCCAGAUCUGUCCUUUCACCAGGUGUUUCGCUUUUUCUUGGGCGACCUCGCAGAGACUCCACAGUACUCCUUGCAGCGGACCUUGGAGAAAGCUGCGCAGAUGGAACGACAGCAGAAGCACCAAGCACGCAGUAUUCAUCCUGCGUCUGCAACAAGAGCACGGGAGAUUGCCGUGGAGGCGAGAGAGAACUAUCACCAUUACGGCGUGCUCUUUCUCGACGAGGAGAACCCAGAGUUCAACGAAAAGCUCCAGCGUCGUGGCAUCGUUCGACUGGCUUCGCUUCCUGCAAAGCUCAUUGAUGGAAGGCCACGAGCACGUGACGUUUUCCAAGGAGCAGAGGCCCACAAUUGUGGCUUCAUGGCUGCAUUGGCUGCGAUUGCAGACCAUGAAGAUGGCUAUUUGGUCCGCCACUUGCUCCAGCAGAACGAACACGAACACAACGACGAUUUGAAUGCUGAAGGUUGCUAUCGAGUGUCUCUGUUUCUCAACACCAGUAGCAGAAACCUGGAGAAAUAUCGGCAAGUUCAUCCCAGCUUGAUUGCGUCAGAGCAGGAGGUCUUCUUUUCAAAUACGAGGAACUCCAUCAAGGCCGCGACUCGCGGCUCCUGGCGGACCGUGGUCGUUGAUGAUGUCGUGCCGGCCGACUGUAACCGUCCGGGAUGGCCGCGAGCGUGUCGACCGAAUGGACCUCUGUGGCCCAGCGUGAUCGAAAAGGCCUUCGCCAAGGCAUGUGGUGGCUAUGAGAAGAUGGAUUUUGUGGAUCUCACAGAUGCUCUGGUAAUUUUGACGGGGCAGAGCACCUUUCGCAUCGAAUUGGCACGACUGGAAAACUCUGCACACAAGAAGCUAUUCAGGGACCUUUGCGAGUACAAAAGACGAGGGAUUUUGGUCACUGCUGGCAUCUUGCAGCCUGAGGCUCGGGUGUUGCCAAAUGGCUUGGUGACCAAGCACGCUUACACUCUGCUGGACUUAGUACCUGUCUUGGACCACACCAGGAGAUUGCUGACGCUGGUGAAAUUGCGGAACCCUUGGGGCCAAAAUGCCUGGUGUGGUGACUUUGGACCAAAGGAUAUGCGGUGGGAUCCUGAACUGCACUGGAGAAUCCAUGGCGAUGAUCCUGGCGUCUUCUGCAUGUGUUGGGAGGACUUUUUGCAGAACUUUACCAAGAUUCAUGUUUGCCAAGUUGGAGAUAGUGCCAGUGCAUGGCCAUGA
Molecule: messenger RNA, 2610 nt
Organism: Cladocopium goreaui
Lineage: Eukaryota; Dinophyceae; Suessiales; Symbiodiniaceae
Source: the annotation of a GenBank genome assembly